UCUUCUUCUGAUCUGCCAUAGGCAAACAAACAGCAAUCGCAGGUGCUCAGCUGUGCAGGCGCCGUCCUCGUCUCCACAAAAAGCCAAACCCCUUUUUUUGGCAGAUUCAUCAGCCUUACUUUUCUUUCAUUCGUAUAUACCCACACCCAGUCGUACGAUCGGAUAGUAGUAGUAGCAGUUGCUCUCCCUCCAUCACUUAAUUCAUCUGUCGUCUCUGUUCUCUCCAUCUCCCCCACCCACACAUUCUCUCUGGCUCCAUCCGAGACAACAAAAAUGGCGUCGGAGGAUUCGCAGCAGCUUCUGAUAUCUUUGCCUGGGUGGCUGGCUGCUCUGUUGAAGGAGAAGUUCUUCAGCCCCUGCUUUGUUCAUGAAGAAGAGAGGAAGAACGAAAAGAACAUCUUUUGCUUGGAUUGCUGCGAGGCCAUUUGUGCCCAUUGCUUGUUCCCUCUUCAUCACUCUCACCGUUUCUUGCAGAUUCGGAGGUAUAUCUACCAUGAUGUUCUCAGGCUCAGAGAUGCCCAGAAAUUGCUCGACUCUGCUUUUGUUCAGUCUUACAUCAGCAAUGGAGAAAAGGUGAUGUUCCUGAAGGAAAGGCCAAUCACAAGGCCUUGCAGAAGCUCGGCCAAACCAUGCAUCACCUGCCAGAGAGCAGUUCAAAACCCCUUCGGUUUUUGUUCCAUCUCCUGCAAGCUUCAGCACAUGGUGAAAACAGGGGCGAAAUUGUCCGAUUACAUCCGCAACAACUGGGACUCACUGGUUCUGCCGGAGGCGGCGGCGGGGGACGAUGCCCAGAUGACGCCGGAGACUGUUCUCGAGCCGGCGGCUUCAAGCAGCGCGGAGUCCGCUUCAAGUGUUAGCGCCGGCGGCGGCGGAUUGAUGGACUGCCGCCGUAUUCUUGCUAGCUUAGCCGCGACGGCGGAGAUAGUGAGGAAGAAGCGGAGCAGUCUGUCGUCGUCUUUCCGGUGCUCGCCUCGUCCGGCGACGGUGCCGGUGAACAUGAGGAAGAACCAGAGGAAGACGGGUAUGCCGUACAGAUCUCCACUCCAUUGAUCCUGUUGAUGAUUAAUUGAGGAUGGUAGAGAUUAGUGAUGACGUUUACAGAAAAAUGGUGGGUUUAACAGAUUAUAAAGGAGAUUGCUAAUCCUUUUUGUUGUUGCUAUGAUUAGAUCGAAAAAUUAAUUAGAUAGAUCUUAACAUUGCAGCAGGAGCCAGUAGAGACUAGAGAGUUUGUAUUUUUGACGUCAUUGGAUUAAUUAAAACUCUCUUAGCACCCGCAGUAAUUGUUAUCAAGGAAUUAUAUUUUGCAGAUUUAAUGUGGAUUAUUAACCCAUUUAUGUGGUUUAUUAAAAAAAACAUUUAUGAGGUGAAGUUGAAAGCUAGCAUAGGCUCAUAGCAAAAACUAUGCUGCCGUAUGAGUUUGAGUUUUACAUUGUAUCUUCCC
Cuscuta epithymum is the source of this 1441-nucleotide messenger RNA. The record is from the annotation of a GenBank genome assembly. Lineage: Eukaryota; Viridiplantae; Streptophyta; Magnoliopsida; Solanales; Convolvulaceae.